UAACUUGAUAUAUAUAUAGUGACAGUAUACACAUAUUACAAAAUGUGGCAGAAUGAAGUUAAAGCUGAUAAUAACAAUGGCAGUGCAAGUUGGUAGUAUACCAUGCUUAUGAGAAAAGUAAGGCGUGAAAUGCUGCAUUGAACUUUACCGGAUAAGAAUAAUGCUUCUCCUAUACAUGAACAUUCUCUCGUUCAAUUCAAUCAGAUUCUCCACGUUUAUUAGCUUCAUGAUAAAAUUUCUAGUGUGCUUUAAGAGCAUGUAGUAAUGGAUUUGAGUUUGACAAGACGGUGGUUUUGAGAAAAGGCAAUCUUAAUAUAUAUAAGUACAAUUGGAAAAGUCAAAACAUAAAAAGGACUAAGAAUUUUCUUGGCGGCACAUGCAGAAGAAGAUAUUGACAUAUAGGAAGAGCAUAAGGAAGCUUCCUCUACCUUCAUUUUCUUCUCUAUAUAAGGGACCAAACCACAAACACCAUGCAUGCCAUCACAAAAUAGAAGCUUCUCUUAUUAGUCUUAAGAGUUGUAUAGAUAGCAUUUAGCAUAAUAACAUGGCUGCCAUUUCUCUUAGGCAUAAUACACAAGUGAACAACAAUGCUCAACUCCAACGUGAUGUGAUCACUGAGGAAAUCGAAGGACUCAUAAGAGUUCGAAGAGAUGGGAGAGUGGAAAGGCCACAAAUUGUGCCUAAUGUCUCCCCUGCAGUGACAUCAGAACGCGGUGUCACUGCUAGAGACAUUAUGAUCCACAAAGAGACCCAUUUAUGGGCACGAAUUUACGUGCCCUUACAAAGUUACCAAUGCAACAAUAAGCUUCCUUUGCUUGUUUACUUCCAUGGUGGAGGAUUCUGUGUUGGUUCUGCAGCUUGGUCUUGUUACCAUGAGUUCUUGAUCAAUCUUGCUGCCAAAGCAAACUGUGUCAUUGUGUCCAUAGACUACAAAUUGGCACCGGAGAAUCGCCUUCCGGCUGCAUACGAUGAUGGAACCAGUGUUCUCAAUUGGGUGAAAAGAGAAGCACUCAAUCCCUCUAGUGUGCAAAAUUGGUGGCUGAGCCAUUGCAACAUAAAUUCCAUGUUCCUAGGUGGUGAUAGUGCAGGAGCUAACAUAGCUUUCAAUGUGGCCACAAGAAUAGGAUCAUCAAGCACCAAUAUGUCUCUAAAGGGUGUCAUAUUGAUCCAACCUUUCUUUGGAGGAGAGGAAAGAACAAUGUCCGAGAAGAAUUCUCAUCAUCAGCCGCCGAAUUCGGCGCUAACUUUGCCGGUUUCUGACACUUAUUGGCGCCUAGCACUUCCUCUUGGAUCCAGCCGUGACCAUCCAUAUUGUAACCCUCUUGCAAAUGGCACAACCAGAUUGAGGGAGCUGAGGCUUCCUUCAAUUAUGGUAUGUGUCUCAGAAUUGGAUAUACUCAGAGACAGAAACUUGGAGUUUUCAACUACUUUGGCAAGAGCAGGGAAAAGGGUUGAAACAGUUAUGUACAAAGGUGUAGGCCAUGCAUUCCAAGUGCUUCAUAACUAUCAGCUUUCACAUUCUCGGACACAAGAGAUGAUAUCUCAUAUCAGAGCAUUCUUGAUUAACCAAUAACUCUGCACUGCAUGAAUUGAUGAAACUUCUUCUGCAUGUUUUAGUUGUAUGUCAACAAAUUUAUAGUUUUAUACUGAUACUGUUAAACAUGUUAGAAUGCUAGUUCUGAUAUAAUAUAUUUGUCACUAAGCUUUUAACAAAUAUAGAUGAUAGGAGUCUGGGAAUUUUCAAAAUUGAUCUAGUGUUAUUAUUAUAUUAUGAUGAUUUGUGAAAUAGGAGUCUUAUUUAUAUUGAUGAACUUAUUUGGUAUAAUAACUAGUAACUACAGCUACGUUGAACUAGUUUCAAACUUUCAAUGCAACACGAUAAAAACACGGAAAUGAAACAGAAUCGUAAAAGGGAGAUGGGCCUUAUUAUUUGUGAGUAUCUUUAUUCUUUCUUUUGGAAUUCGUCUUUAACUAACCAUGCUCUGAAUGAAUGCCAUAUUGAACUCUUUCUUCGUGGAGGAAUAUGACUAUGGGUCAUAGGACCUUCUUUUGAACGAAUGAUGCUUUGCAAGGAUAUAAUUGUGCUAUAGGACCACAAUGGGAGCAAUAGGAAAGAAAUAGUUUUUGGCACCUGUAGCUGAAUUGCAUCAAUAAUGACAUCAUACCUGGCCACCUUAGAAUUCAACAAAAUGUUUUUCUUUUAAAUAGCACAAGCAAAUAUGCAGUAGAAGCUACUAGGCUAUCGAUUCAACGUGGAGGAAGUUUCUUAAUUUCAAAGUGUAAUAAACUCUUCAAAAACAAAUUUGGCGCAUAAAAGAACACAUUAAAACUCAUCACAUCUGCCCCCAGCAGUGGACUAGAGAAAGGUAAAAUAGGUUUGUUGACCAGCUGGACUAGGGUGAGUCGGGUCUCCCAACAGUCAAACACUAUGCUAGCAACUCGCCAAGUUGAAAAUGAAAUUGAUUUUUCUACAAACAAAUUAAGAACUUAAUAAUUUUUGCAAGAUAAAACUUUUGAAACCAAACCCCUCUAAAUUUAAUGGGAGGCAGUCCCGAGAAUUUUGAUCUUGUUUUUGGAUUAUGCAUUUAUGCUUUAUCUGAGUGCUAUACCUUGUCAAUUCAGACGUUUAACAAACAUGUAAUCAUUUUCUUAUCUGACCUAGACCACUCACUCGACUUGAACCCUCGGGAAGCAAUGAGCAAACUGAAAUUAAACUAGUUAAAUUAACAUAUCUAUAUCUUUUAACAGAUACAAAAUGUGCGAGUCAAUAAGCCCGUAUGUAGCAGAAAGCCAGGAACUCAAUCAUAAAAAGAAGACACAUUUAGUUUGUAAAAAAAUAUCCUGUAGUUCGACUGUUUCCAACAAAGAACAUGGCAAAAACUUCUG
Arachis ipaensis is the source of this 2886-nucleotide messenger RNA. RefSeq names its product carboxyesterase 17 (gene CXE17). Gene Ontology annotation, molecular function: hydrolase activity. Lineage: Eukaryota; Viridiplantae; Streptophyta; Magnoliopsida; Fabales; Fabaceae. The record is from RefSeq and is a predicted model, not a curated record.